AUGGCGCUGCCUAGACGUAUAGCAAAAGAGACACAACGGUUGUUACAGGAUCCAGUUCCGGGUAUUAGUGCAAUUCCAGAUGAAGCCAAUGCUCGAUACUUCCAUGUUAUUAUUGCAGGACCAGAUUCAAGUCCUUUUGCAGGUGGUGUUUUCAAAUUGGAACUGUUUUUACCAGAAGAAUAUCCUAUGGCCGCUCCAAAAGUGCGCUUCAUGACAAAGAUUUAUCAUCCAAAUAUUGACAAGCUUGGCCGGAUUUGUCUCGACAUUCUUAAAGACAAAUGGUCACCAGCUUUGCAGAUUCGUACUGUUCUCCUUUCUAUACAAGCUUUGCUUUCAGCACCAAAUCCUGAUGAUCCACUAGCUGCCGAUGUUGCCGAGCAAUGGAAAAACAAUGAAGUAGAGGCUAUUCACACAGCUCAGCAAUGGACAAAACUUUAUGCUAAUGGAAGUAAUUAAGAAUAAGAAAAAAUAUAAAUAUGGAUAAUAUUUUGGAAUAACGAGGAGGGGAGUAAAUUUAAAAUAAAAUUGAACAUAUUUCCAGGCAGAAACAUUGGUAAAAAUAAAUUUAACGUUUUUUUUUGUUUUGGCUAAGAAUUUAAUUAAAUUUUCGGAAAAUUGCACUGAUUCGAUAAAAGAAAUAUUGAAUCGGUU
Meloidogyne enterolobii is the source of this 651-nucleotide messenger RNA. Lineage: Eukaryota; Metazoa; Nematoda; Chromadorea; Rhabditida; Meloidogynidae. The record is from the annotation of a GenBank genome assembly.